Molecule: messenger RNA, 3153 nt
Organism: Cylicocyclus nassatus
Lineage: Eukaryota; Metazoa; Nematoda; Chromadorea; Rhabditida; Strongylidae
Source: the annotation of a GenBank genome assembly
AUGAGCGCGGAAGGUGUUUCGUCACCUACAUCAAAAGAUGAUGUUUCAAAGGAUGAUCCGCACGAAUCGGACAAAAAAUGUGCCGAUACAGCUGAAAAUCAAACCGAGAGUGAAGGAAAUGACUACAACAGUAAUCACUCAGGGAGAAAUCAGCUCUCUCCGCCUCAGCAACCCACAGCGUCUGCGACAAGUAAUAACUCUGCCUCCACUUCGACUAAAAAUUCGACGAUUGCUGAUGACACAAUGCCCGCACCUCAGUCUAAUCCGCCGAUACCAAACCGAUCUCCGGCGGUUGGUAAAAGAAAUCUAUCACCAGGUGCUGCGAGAGCACCUACUCCUGUGCCGCCAGCUCGUACGAAAAAGAAGAAGGUUACUGAUCUUCGUUGUUCGGAAGUGCGGUGGUUUUAUCGACGGUCUGAAGAUAAGUGGUUGCAUUUUAAUGGAAGGGAUUCACUAAUCUUAGAGGCGAAAUAUAGGUCUGUCUUUUCUAUCCCAAUCGACGAUCAGAUGACUGUGGAACUCCUGGAACACAAUAUGUCUGUUGCACAUUCUGUCGUCGUGCUGGACGGUCUUUAUAAGGUAAACGAUGAUCUGACAAAGGUCGAGUCUAUAUACUGGAAAGCAGAUGCUUGCGAGAUACGUAGAGGGUCAUGGUUCAACCAGGACUGGCAACCAUUGGAACCUCCCAUAGCCGAUGCUAUCGAAGCUCAUCAUCUUCAGUGUUUCCGAGGGCAGACAAUCCCUGAGGGUACAACUGUUUUUUCCUCAAAAGAGGCUAGCAACAAACCACAACUCACUGAACUGCAGUUGGAUGGUAUGGAGAUUCGGUGGAGCUCAGUGAUAGACGUUUCCCUGUCCUUUAAAAGAGGCGCCAUACUAAGAUACAUAGGAUGGGGCAAGAGCCAAGCUUUACGACGUGGAUAUCAACAGGAAGCAGAAUGGGAUGAUGCACCAGCGGAAGUGGGACACCUAGUUCUUGUUGUACAUGGAAUUGGUCAAAAAGGAUAUGAAAAUCUGAUUGCAGAGAAUGCUCAACAAUUGCGCGAAGCUGUUGUAGGCGCUAUGGAACGUUGCUUCCCUGAAGAGAAAACUCGUCCUCUGUUUCUGCCAGUGGAGUGGAGAUCAUCUCUCGUUCUUGAUGAUGGUGUCACUGAUCUUGUAACUCUUCCAAAAAUGAGUACAAUGCGAAAUGCUCUGAACAGCACUGCUAUGGAUCUCAUGUUCUAUCAUAGUCCCUUGUAUCGUACGGAGAUCGUCGGUGGUGUGGUCAAGCAACUAAACCGGAUAUAUUCACUUUUUAUUGAGAAUAAUCCCAAUUUCACUGGUCCAGUGUCAAUCUUUGCGCAUUCGCUUGGAUCUGUCAUAUCUUACGACAUAUUACUUCAUUGGUCUCCUCUUGUGCUUUAUGACAAAUAUGUUACUCAGGCAAUGGAUCUUCAUAUGAAAGAAUGCACUGACCCUUCUAGUCUUGAGGUCAUGAAGGCUUUUCAGCAGGCUAGGGAUAAAUUGUAUGAGAAAAUCGAGGGAGGAAUCAAUAAAAUGUUGCGAAACAAGGAUGAAGAACUUCAGUUUAAUGUAAAAUAUUUAUUCGCGGUUGGUAGCCCACUUGCUGUUUUUCUUGUUAUGCGCGGUGCGACCCACGCUGAUCUUCUUCCGACGAAGAUGAAUAUCGAACGCAUUUUCAACAUUUUUCAUCCUUAUGACCCCGUUGCAUAUCGACUGGAACCGUUGUUCAUACCGGAGUAUCGACACAUUCGACCAGUAAAGCUCUUCUCUAGCAGCGACUUACGAGCUCGAAAUCCAUAUGAAGACAUACCACUGGAGGUGUACAAGAGUUAUUUGAAGAAGUUGAAGAACGAGUCUAAGAAGAAGAACAAAGCGGCGGACGCGAAAAGUGGUGGAGAUGAUGAGGAAGAAGAGGAUGAAUGCGAUUCUGAUUUUGACGCCAAAAGCGGAUCUCAAGUCGGAGUACCAGAUGGUUCGUCUCCAAGAAGUCUCACACCCCCUCCAACAAGCGUAGAUGCUGCUUCUGUGGAAAAGCCCGCUAAGAAGGGAUGGUUCUCCUUCACUUCCUCUGCACCUAAGAAGAACACAACUGAAAAAGUGGCUACUACCAGUGCCGAGGCACCUGUGGAGCUGGCCAAGGAAGCUGAGAUGGAAUUACCUUUACCUGAACGAUUGCUUGGCAGCGGAACUAGGCCUCCGCAUCGCUUGGACUUCCAGCUACAGCCGGCACUGACUGACAAAAGUUAUUGGUCUGUGCUGAAGAGCCACUUCAGUUAUUGGACAAAUGCUGAUCUGGCUUUGUUUUUGGCAAAUGUUCUUUUUGCCAAACCUGCCAAUAGUGAUCAAGUGAAUGGCUUCGAGGCUCCAGAAGCUACUUCUUAAGAGCAGUCUUCAUCUAAAUAGUCGCAUUUAUGCAUUUUUCUUAACAACUCUUUUUUGGACCCCAUACGUGAAACGGUUUUCUCGCACUUUAUUUGUAAAAGACCUUCAUAAUUUUGCAAUGGUUUGCCAAAUGAUGCUUUACUUGCGGUCUGUUCCGCUCUUUCACAAUCCGUGUACCCUGGGUUUCUUUUUAUUUAGCUUUCAUUCCAUUAUUACAUUGUCUUCUUAUGUGACUCCUCUAUCUUCGCAGCUAUCCGUUCACUUCAUGUAUGUCGAAUGUUUGAAUUUGCUAGCUGUUUUCUUCCAAUCGUUGCUUAUAUCUGAGUUAGUUCGUUCCUUCCUUCUUAGUUAACUCUGUCUGUACUUCGAGCUUUGUUUUUCAUGCUGUUAUCGCGAUAGACGGUAGUCUUGCAAAAAAUGUCAUAGUUUACUAGAUACUUGUGAAGGUAUUCUCUUGCACUUAAAUUCGAUGUGAUCAUUAUGGUAGUGUGAUAUAUAAUUAAGAAUUCUAAAGCAUUCAAUUCAAAGUUCCUUCUCGUCCACUUCAUUUUUCUUUACCUGCAUUACUGCUUCAAUGUUUCUAAUGACAUACCCAGAAGCUAUCUCGAGUCUGUAUACGGUAAAAGAUUCCCGCACUUCGUAGUCAGAGUAUUAGUUUACCAGUCAUAUUAGAGUCUGAAUAAUUAGUCUUUGUUUAGUCCCACAUCUCGGUGAGUAGAUUUGAAUCAUGCAUAUAUACAUGUCCACAUUUCCAAUAAAUGAAAG